This is a messenger RNA of Nyctereutes procyonoides (raccoon dog), 3604 nucleotides long. It is a transcript of the gene SCRN3, whose product is annotated as secernin 3. The transcript has 8 exons. Gene Ontology annotation, molecular function: dipeptidase activity; cysteine-type exopeptidase activity. Lineage: Eukaryota; Metazoa; Chordata; Mammalia; Carnivora; Canidae. Gene Ontology annotation, biological process: proteolysis. Bases 174 to 1442 code for a protein of 422 amino acids. The record is from RefSeq and is a predicted model, not a curated record.
GAGGGGGUGGGCUGCGGGUGGGCAGGGCUGUGCGAAGGUGUCCCUUCCGCGGACUCCGACUCGACUUACCUAAAGUUCUCCGCACCGAUUGUCUCGUCUGCAUUGUGGAAGUAGCGAAUUCUCGUGCAAACUCUGGAUGCUUCUGAAAGCUCUCGUUUUUUUUUUUAAAAAAAAUGGAACCUUGUUCCUGUGAUACUUUUGUGGCAUUACCUCCGGCAACGGUUGAUAACAGGAUUAUUUUUGGAAAAAAUUCAGACAGACUGUGCGAUGAAGUACAGGAGAUAGUUUAUUUUCCUGCCGCAGUUCAUGAUAACCCGAGAGAACAUCUUCAGUGUACUUAUAUAGAAAUUGAUCAAGUUCCUGAAACCUAUGCUGUUGUCCUUAGUCGCCCAGCUUGGUUAUGGGGGGCAGAAAUGGGAGCCAAUGAGCAUGGAGUUUGCAUUGGGAACGAAGCUGUAUGGGGAAGAGAAGAAGUUUGUGAUGAAGAGGCGCUACUGGGCAUGGACCUUGUCAGACUUGGCCUUGAAAGAGCUGAUACAGCUGAAAAAGCCCUCAAUGUCAUUGUUGAUCUAUUAGAAAAAUAUGGCCAGGGUGGAAAUUGUUCAGAGGGUAGGAUGGUAUUUAGCUAUCACAACAGUUUCCUGAUAGCUGAUAGGAAUGAAGCCUGGAUUCUAGAGACUGCAGGGAAGUACUGGGCAGCAGAAAAAGUACAAGAGGGAGUUCGUAAUAUUUCUAAUCAGCUUUCUAUAGCAACCAAGAUUGAUCGGGAACAUCCAGACAUGAGAAACUAUGCUAAGCAGAAAGGUUGGUGGGAUGGCAAAAAGGAGUUUGAUUUUGCUGCAACAUAUUCUUACCUUGACACAGCCAAGAUGAAGAUUUCACCAGGCAGAUACUGUGAAGGCUACAGGCUUCUGAAUAAACACAAAGGAAAUAUAACUUUUGAAACAAUGAUGGAAAUUCUCCGAGAUAAACCAAGUGGCAUUAAUAUGGAAGGAGAAUUCCUGACGACUGCAAGCAUGGUUUCUAUUUUACCUCAAGACUCCAGCCUUCCUUGCAUUCACUUCUUUACAGGGACUCCUGAUCCUGAGAGAUCUGUUUUUAAGCCUUUCGUAUUUGUGCCAAAUAUUUCACAACUAUUGGAUACCAGUUCACCAACAUUUGGACUUGAAGAUCCAGUUAAGAAGAAGCCACGUUUCCAGCAUAAGCCUGACAGAAGGCACCCACUCUACCAAAAGCAUCAACAGGCAUUGGAAGUAAUAGAUAAAAAGGAGGAAAAAGCCAAAACAUUGUUGGAUAACAUGAGGAAACUGGAGAAAGAACUAUUCAAAGAGAUAGAAUCAAUUCUUCAAAACAAGCACCUUGAUGGGGAUAAAAUUGUUAAUCUCUUUCCUCAGUGUGUAAAAGAUGAAAUUAGAAUUUAUAAGUCAAACAUUAGUCCUUAGUGGUCAUAUAAAUGGUCAGCAAUCUUCAAAGUCUGAAUCUAUCACUUUGGUAAAUGAUAGAACCUAGCUUGAGCAGAUCUGAUUAUCCUUUAAUAGCAUUUAUGUUAAUGGCCUAUUGAAACUACAUAUAGCUUUGCUGAAAUAUUGAGAAAGAAAAAUACAUUGGAAUUAGGCACAUAUAUCAUGGGAUAGUCAGGAUGUAUUUCAGAUAUUUUGUGGGGUUUUUUUUUAGCCAUAAUGCCUUUUAAAAAUUAAAAUAAUUAAAUAUUCUGCACAAAGCAUAAAACAUUGAAAUAAUGCAUGGAUUUAUGUUUAUUAUAGCCCUCAAAUAAUUUUCUUAAUUACAGCAAGAAAGCAGAUUUUUCUUUAGUAAUGGAAAUUAUUGUUUCUUGAGUAAUGAGUUUUUUCUCAUUAGGCAAAUACUAAUCAUAUCUAGCAAAAUUUUGUAGGUUUAUACAUUGUCUUAUUACAGUGUAUUAAUUCUGCAAAUGCACUUUUAUUAAACUCAAACAUGCUUUUUGUCAAGAUUUUUUUUUUUUUGUCAAGAUUUGGCUGACCAAAAAAAAAAAAAAAAAAAAAAAAAAAAAAAAUCUGGCUGACCAGUGAGUGAUUACCUCUAAUUAUAAAGUAGUUUUUCAGCUAUGCUUUGCACCUUUAAAGGCUUUUAUGUUAAUAUUUUUAGAAAAGCUUAUCUGGGGAUUAGGAAAUGGCUAAGGGAACCAAGACCUUAGGAAAUACUCUUUCUGUGUCUUGAAUCUUUCUCAAAUUUUAUUUCUAUUCACUUGAAAACAGCAACACGAGUGAGAGUGGCAAUGAAAUAGAAUUGUUAGUGUAUUAUGAACAUUUAAGAACAUUAUAGUGUAUAAUGUAUUAUAAGCAUUAUAAGUAAUAUCUACCCAAAGCUUAUAAAACUUUGUUAAAGUCCAUAGAGAUUACAAAUAAGACUCAAAGUUGCAAAUUUAAAACAAAAGAAAAUUCCAACUCCAAAUAAUACUAUUUAUUGGUUUCUAUAAAUAUCUUUUAGGUACUUGAUUAUAUUAUAUUUACCGGUUGCUAUCAUUGUAAUUAGGAUUAUUACUAAAGCAGUAAAUCAUUAUAUUUAAAGAGUGCCCAGGAAGUUUCUUAAAAAGUUCUCUCAUAAAAACCAUAAUCUGCCUGAUAUUGCUCUUGUCUAAUUGAGGGCUGCCAUAGAGAGACUUAUCUCAGGUACUCAGCUAUGGUUCAGUGUUAGGUUCUCUCCAAAUCAUGAAAACCCUUGGCCAACACCUGUACCUCUUAUCUCUCUUUUAAUAUAUGAGGAAACUAAGCAGGCUGUUCAUUUAUCUAGAGACACAUACUUGAAUCUUAUUCUCUCCCUAGGGCCAGCAUGUUUUCCCUUUCUCCUCCCACACCAACCUAGACUCAACUACCACCAUCUCUUACUUGGACAAUUUCAGCUGUUUUCUACACCCAUUUUUGUUUUUUAUCUCCAUUCAUACAGAUCACUGCAGCCCAAGUGAUCUCUUAGAGGUGUAAAUCUAAUCAUGAAUUGCUGUCCUGGAACUUUUUAAGAAAAUACUUUUUAUAGCAAAUUUAAGAUUUAGAGCAAAACUGAACAGAGAGUACAGAGUUCCCACGUACCUCCUGUCCCACCUCCAAUUUCCCCCGCUAGCAACAUCCCACACUAGAAUGGUAUAUUUGCUAUAGCUGAGGAACCUAUAUUAACAUAUCAUUAUCACCUCAAAUCCAUAGUCUACUUCAGGUUCACUCAUGGUACCUUCAAUGGGUUUGGACGAAUAUAUAAUCAUAUGUAUUAAUGAUCAUAGUAUCAUACAGAGUAGUUUCACGGCUCUAAAUAUCAUCUGUGUUCCACCUAUACAUCUCUCCCUCUGCUUACCCCUGACAACUACUUUUUUACUGUCUCCAUAGUUUUGCCUUUUCUAGAAUAUCAUAUAGUUGGAAUCAUACAGAAUAUAGCCUUUUCAGAUUUGCUCUUUAACUUACUUAGUGAUAUGCAUUUAAGAGUCCUCCAUGUCUUUUCAUGGCUUGAGAGCUCAUUUCUUUUUAGUGCCGAGUAAUAUUACAUUGUCUGGGUGUCUUGGUUGCUGAUAUCCACUAUGAAGGGCAUCUUAGUUGCUUCCAUGUUUUGGCAAUUAUGAAUAAAGCUGCUAUAAACAUCUGCA